UAAACUUUCUCGGACUUCAUACAUAAAACACAUAGACUUUGUGUUUGAACCUUCUUUAUCUAAACUCUGGAUCCUCCUGGAGUAACACAGAUGCCAGCAGUGUAGUUCUACUGUAAGAUAUAUUUAUUAGUCUCCUGAGGUUGAGAAAGUUCCAAAAGCUCAGAGCCACAGUCCCAGCAGAUGAGUCCACGCUAAAUAGUGUAGUCAUCUUUAAAUUCUUCCAGUAUCAUCACCCUUGUGAAAAAUUCAGCCCUUGCUGCUGUUCCUGGCUUCCCCUGGGUCUCCGCUGUGUUGCCCCUUGGGCCCCAGGCACCUUCUCAGCAGCUGGUGGAGUGAAAGACUGAAUUGACUUGGAGACCAUUUUCUCUUAUGUACAAUGAUAAAGGAAAAAUCUCUCUGCUUUGAGGCCUGUUUCUAAGAAAGUAAAGGCAUCUGUUUUUCACCACACAUUGAUAAUUUAUACCAGUCCAUUCAACAAAACAUGAAGACUAAAACCAAAGGGAAGAAACAAAGGCAAACUGUUGACAAAGAAGCAUUUUCCGAAGAGCCAGCCAUGAGAAAAAAGGAACUGGUGAAAUGUUUGCGACGCAAAGAAAGGAGGAAUGGGGCAAAUAAAGAGAGCAGCAAGAUCCCCACAGCCAGAGCCAAGCGUCCUUGGAGCAGUAAGGACAGGCUGUUGAGGAGGCUGGAAAGCAACGAGCGCGAGAGGCAGAGAAUGCACAAGCUCAACAACGCCUUCCAGGCCUUGCGGGAGGUGAUCCCUCACGUGAGAGCUGAGAACAAACUUUCCAAAAUAGAGACUCUCACGCUGGCCAAAAAUUACAUUAAAUCCUUGACCUCCAUUAUACUCAAUAUGUCCAAUGGACACUUUCCAGCAGUGGAAGGGAUGGGAGGAACCUGGGGAUCCAAAUUGUACCAGCAUUAUCAGCAGCAGCAUGGGGAGGAUGACCAGGAGGAACAUCUACAGAAAUAUUCCACAUAGAUUCAUAACUUCAGCCAAAACACCAACUGCCAACUACUACUGUCAUUAUUUUUCCUUCUUACAUCAUAAUAUGUGUCAUAACCUAGAAGUUUCAAGAGAUUAUUUUUGUCUCCAGUCUCUCCUUUUUUUUCUUAAAAAGACAAACAGGUAACACUCAUGGCUACUGUUUUUAUAUGGCACGUUAAAAAAUUAUCUUAAACCCUCAGAA
Molecule: messenger RNA, 1190 nt
Organism: Cyanistes caeruleus (blue tit)
Lineage: Eukaryota; Metazoa; Chordata; Aves; Passeriformes; Paridae
Source: RefSeq, a predicted model, not a curated record